Messenger RNA from Tilletiopsis washingtonensis, 798 nucleotides. RefSeq lists its product as hypothetical. The record is from RefSeq and is a predicted model, not a curated record. Lineage: Eukaryota; Fungi; Basidiomycota; Exobasidiomycetes; Entylomatales. The transcript is spliced from 3 exons. The coding region runs from base 20 to 340 and encodes 106 amino acids.
CCUGCCCCUGCCUCUUAGCAUGAAGUUCGUCGCCGCCGCCCUCGCGCUCGUCAGCGCCCUCGCGCUCGUCGCCGCUGCCGACGACCGCCAGACGAUCGACUUUACCGACGCCGACGGCGGCGAGGGUUUCUGCAAGAAGUGGAAGUGCGCCUGCAUCAACUACGUGCCCAACGACUCGAGCCUCUACUUCCAGGCGGCCUACUGCCAGCCCGGCGACGCACGCAACAACGCGCGCGACACGACGGCGCGUGUCUUCUGCUCGUUCACUGACGGCACCAACAAGAAGCUCGUCAACAAGCACAUCGCGGCGGCCACGGGCGGCCACCUGCACCAGUACUAAGCAUGCGCACGGCUGGGCGCCCACGCCGCAGCGACUGGAGCUGCGCAGCAAUGUCCCAGCUCCGCACAUAUACUUUCGUCUACACCCCAUGGCGCACGACCUGAAUGGCACGCUCCUUUUGCGGCGCUGCGAGGCAGACAUGGCCUCUGACUGAGGUCGGGCUACGCUGUUGAGAGUGCCGUGCCGCGAAUGCCGUCCAGGACCGGUGGGAAGGAGCGCAGCUGCGUGGCCCCGUGCUGCAGCUCGCAGACUUGGACGCCCAUGACAGAGACGGCAGUCCCCAGAGCUCGGCCCUCGCGAGGUCACGCAGUCUAGUCAAACGUGCAUGCUGGGAUCGGCGAUGCAGCCCGAGCAGCUCUCGUGUGCGGCUGCCCCGCAGCCCGGCCGCUAGCCGCGGCCAGGCACGUCCGAGCCAGAACGUGCCUCGAAGAGGAGUUUGCUGGCUGCCUGUGUCCGAU